Messenger RNA from Candidula unifasciata, 403 nucleotides. The record is from the annotation of a GenBank genome assembly. Lineage: Eukaryota; Metazoa; Mollusca; Gastropoda; Stylommatophora; Geomitridae.
AUGACGUCUGCCAGUCUAAGAAAAGCGACCUUCAUUUCCCAGAAGCUGAAAUUCUUGAAAGAUCAGGGAGACCUUCUUAUCAGCUUUGUUGGGCAGUAUGUCAGUGAGAUAGUCACGACCGGAGAGUCAUGGACAGAAGGGGGAGAUAACACGAUGGGAUACUGGGAGUUAUGUCAGCUGAUUGACACUGCAGUAGUGUACCUAAUGGAAAAGUCUGAAGAACUAUCAGGUGCGGCAGUGAGUGUUGCAUCAAACCAAAAUCUUGCGUCACCUCGUGAGCAGUCGGGUCCGACUGUACAGUCAACAGCAGCCACUAUUUCAGCAACAUCCUGCACACAACCAACAAUACCAAGAACAGUGACAACAUUCAACAGACAAUCUACAGAGUCUGUUCUGCCUGCAG